Camelina sativa (false flax) is the source of this 1337-nucleotide messenger RNA. Its product is annotated as AT-hook motif nuclear-localized protein 4. Gene Ontology annotation, molecular function: minor groove of adenine-thymine-rich DNA binding. The record is from RefSeq and is a predicted model, not a curated record. NCBI's taxonomy places the organism in Eukaryota, Viridiplantae, Streptophyta, Magnoliopsida, Brassicales, Brassicaceae.
AUGGAGCCACCGCGGUCUGAAAACCCUAAUCUUUUUCCGGUGGGUCAAUCCAGCACUGCCUCCGCCUCUGCGUCGGUGAAAGCUCCUGAGAAUGCUGCUCCUCCUUUUAGCUUGACAAUGCCGGUUGAGAAUUCGUCUUCUGAGUUGAAGAAGAAGAGAGGGAGACCUAGGAAGUAUAACCCUGACGGCUCUCUCGCUGUGACUCUAUCUCCGAUGCCCAUCUCCUCCUCUGUUCCGUUGGCGUCGUCGGAGUUUGGCUCUCGGAGAAGAGGUAGAGGGCGAGGGAGAGGGAGAGGAAGAGGAAGAGGAAGGGGACGAGGAAGUGUAAUUGGAAGUGGUAGUGGAGAGCCCAACAACAACAAUAACAAUUGGCACAAGGCUCCUCAGAUGUUCGAAUUCGACAACAGUCCUAGUUCUGGUGGAGGACUUGCAGAACUUGGCAGUCCAAGUUUUACCCCUCAUGUGCUUACAGUAAAUGCCGGUGAGGAUGUGACAAUGAAGAUAAUGACCUUCUCUCAACAAGGCUCUCGUGCUAUCUGUGUUCUUUCAGCUAACGGUCCUAUUUCCAAUGUUACACUUCGUCAGACUAUGACAUCUGGUGGUACUCUCACUUUUGAGGGUCAUUUUGAGAUUCUUUCUUUGACUGGUUCAUUUAUACCAAGCGAGAGUGGAGGAACCAGAAGCAGAUCCGGCGGGAUGAGUGUGUCUCUUGCUGGACCUGAUGGUCGUGUCUUUGGUGGUGGACUUGCCGGUCUCUUUAUAGCCGCUGGUCCUGUUCAGGUGAUGGUAGGGAGCUUUGUAGCGGGUCAGGAGGAAACGCAGCAGCAGCAGCAGAUAAAGAAGCAAAGAAGGGAAAGACUCGGGAUCCCGACAACAACACAAGCUUCUAACAUCUCGUUCGGUGGAUCAGCGGAAGAUCCAAAGGCUAGAUACGGGCUCAACAAGCCUGUUGUUAUUCAACCACCAACCGUGUCUGCACCACCACCUGUGUCCUUUUCGCAUGAGCCAAGUACUAACACAGCCCAUGGUUACUAUGCAAAUAACACAGCUAACCAUAUCAAGGAUCUCUUCUCUUCCCUCCCUGGAGAAUAUGAGGAAGAAGAUGAGGAGGAUUUAGACGGUGAAGAUGAUGAAGAAUUUGGAGGCCAUAGCGAAUCUGACACCGAGGUUCCAAGCUGAUGAUUUGAUGGAGUGACUCCCCUGACAUUGAUCAACCAUGAUCUUGAGUUGCUGCGGCGUUUUAUCUUUGAUGUCUUCUGAUUUGUUUAGAGUGUAAUGGUAUUUUUUUUUCUCAGAUUGUAGUUGUUUUGCGUAAACAGAGAUGUUUCAUUAAAUGG